AUGGGUGUAUAUGUGAGAACUUGUUGUAGUUGCACAUGUACUGUAGAUGCACACAUCUGCAGCAAGCCUUGGCUUACUCUGAAAUCUGCUGCACUAAUUUCAGUACCCAAAGCCCACCUUCAUUUCCAUAGUGGUGGGCUGCUGGGUCUAGGGUGUAAAGUUUCUGGAAACUUUGAAACAGUUGAAGGGGAAAAACUGGGUUUAUUUAGGGGGUGGAUGACAGAAAUGGAAAUCUUGCAAUAUGCAAUUACUCCCCCCCCCCCGAGCCAGCUCUGCAGCUAUCACAUGAUGGCAAGAAAUGUGUUUUGA
This is a messenger RNA of Podarcis lilfordi (Lilford's wall lizard), 309 nucleotides long. NCBI's taxonomy places the organism in Eukaryota, Metazoa, Chordata, Lepidosauria, Squamata, Lacertidae. The record is from the annotation of a GenBank genome assembly.